Messenger RNA from Myotis daubentonii (Daubenton's bat), 1410 nucleotides. It is a transcript of the gene IL10, whose product is annotated as interleukin 10. The record is from RefSeq and is a predicted model, not a curated record. Gene Ontology annotation, molecular function: cytokine activity. NCBI's taxonomy places the organism in Eukaryota, Metazoa, Chordata, Mammalia, Chiroptera, Vespertilionidae. Gene Ontology annotation, biological process: immune response. Gene Ontology annotation, cellular component: extracellular region.
UAAAGCAGUUCAUCGAAUGCAGAGGUUUAGAGAAGGGUGGGGCUCUGGUCAGAAUCCUUUGACAGGAAGCUUUGUGGGUCCGUGACUGUUUAAUGAAUGGGGGAGGCCCUACUGAACCCAAUAUAAAGGGGGGACACAGUAGGUGAAGGCUACACAUCAGGGCCUGGCUCUUGCAAAACCAAACCACAAGGCCGACUGGCAGAAGAAGGCAGAGCGCCACUAUGCCCAGCUCAGCACUGCUCUGUUGCCUGGUCUUCCUGGCUGGCAUGGGGGCCGGCCCAGCCCAGGGCAUGCCAUCUGAGAACAGCUGCACCCACUUCUCCACCAGCCUGCCCCACAUGCUCCGAGAGCUCCGAGCUGCCUUCAGCAGGGUGAAGACUUUCUUUCAAAUGAAGGACCAGCUGGACAACAUGCUGUUGAACGAGUCUUUGCUGGAGGACUUCAAGGGUUACCUGGGUUGCCAAGCCUUGUCGGAGAUGAUCCAGUUUUACCUGGAAGAGGUGAUGCCCCAGGCCGAGAGCCAGGGCCCCAACAUCAAGGAGCCCGUGAACUCGCUGGGGGAGAAGCUGAAGACGCUGAGGCUGCAACUGCGGCGCUGUCAUCGCUUUCUGCCCUGUGAGAAUAAGAGCAAAGCAGUGGAGCAGGUGAAGAGCACCUUCAGUAAGCUCCAGGAGAGAGGGGUCUACAAAGCCAUGAGUGAGUUUGACAUCUUCAUCAACUACAUAGAGGUCUACAUGACAAUGAAGAUGAAAAAAUGAAACAUGCAAGCAACAAAACAGCCAGGAUGGCGGCUCCCCUGGACUCUAGGACAUCGAUUAGAGAUCUCCAAAAUCCAACCCGGGUUCCAGGAGAGCCAAGCCAGCUCCUUGGAAAAUCUCGCCGUACCUCUCUCCUAGAAUAUUUAUUACGUCUGAUACCUCAACUCCCUUUGCUAUUUAUUUACUGAGCUUCUCUGUGAACUGUUUAGAAAGAAGCCUAAUAUUAUAUUUUUUUUCAAUAUUUAUUAUUUUCACUUGUGUUUAAGCUGUUCCCGUAAGGUAACAGCCUAUGGUAUUUAAGUGUUUUAAGACAAAUUGUAAGUUAUCUAUAAAGAAAAGGAAAUGUUUCUUGGGGAGCCAAUGGAAGCUUCCACUCCAAACCUGGUCUCGCUCUUUUGUCCCUGGGCCUGGGGCUCCCAGAAUGUUACAAAGAUCUCACUCUCUUAGGAAGAGAAACUUGGGAGCCCCUUUGAUCAUUCAUAUCCCAGCCGCUCAGGAAGAUCCCCCUGACCUCAUUCCCUAACCUCUUCAUUCUUGAAAGCUGUGGCCAGCUUGUUAUUUAUGACAGCCUAAAAUUGGUUCUAAUAGAACUCAGUUUUAACUCAAAGCAGUUCAAUUCCUCUGGGAAUGUUACAUUGUUUGUCUGUCUUUG